Molecule: messenger RNA, 2124 nt
Organism: Phlebotomus papatasi
Lineage: Eukaryota; Metazoa; Arthropoda; Insecta; Diptera; Psychodidae
Product: procathepsin L-like
Exons: 3
Coding region: 391-1434 (347 amino acids)
Cellular component (GO): lysosome
Molecular function (GO): cysteine-type endopeptidase activity
Source: RefSeq, a predicted model, not a curated record
UCGUUAUCCAGCUGACGGCGGACAAAAUGACAUUGAGAUUUUUUGAAUCUGAACAACGGUUUUUAUACAAUUGGCGCCAUAUUCAAAUGGCAUGCCAGGUGGCGCCAAUACUUCUAAUAUGGGCGCGCAAAGCUCAUUGAUAUUACACUUCCCUCUUUGAGGGCGACGUCAUGCUCUAACCUCACAAUUUUUUUAGCGCCAAAAGUGUUCUUGUUCUUCUUUGUGGAAGGGCAAAAAAACAGAAGAAAAUCUUUAAAAAAAAAUGCAUGAAAUAGUUAAAAGAGCGCGGGGAAAAGAAGUUGGAGACUCCAUGAGACAUGAGAAUAACAAAAAUUUGGCGCGAAUGCAAAAACACCCCGUCAAAAAUGGCGUCGACUUUGAAGAAAAUAAAUGCAGACUCAGCAGAAAAAUUCGACAGAAGAUCGUGGAAAGAAAAGAACAAAAAUUUCUGAAAUGAAUGUGAAUAUUGUGGUAAUUUUGGUGUUAUUUGUGGAAAUUUGGGGACAAGAUGAGACAAUUUCCAGCUGGGAGGACUACAAAAGGAUUUUCAAUCGAACGUAUCGAAGGCCUUUUCGCGAGAGGCGCUCCCGAAAGGCUUUUGGUGCCAAUUUGGAACUUGUUAAUGCUCACAAUCGUGCAUUCAGCAACAAUGAAACAACAUUCAGAAUGGCCAUAAAUCAAUUGGCUGAUCUUAGUUCCCAUGAAUAUCUUGUGAGAUACAUUCGAAUGACAUCAAAUGAAGUUCCGGAAGAUGAAUUGAGGGAGCAUGUGGCAUCAUUUGGGCAUCAACCAGACAUUCCGGAUGCAAUUGAUUGGCGCCAAGAAGGAUUCAAUACACCUCCGGACAAUCAGAAAUCUUGCGGUUCAUGCUAUGCCUUCAGCAUUGUCCACAGUAUCGAAGGACAAAUCUUCAAAAGAACGUCUAAACUCAUUUCAUUGAGUGAGCAACAAAUUGUGGAUUGUAGCGGUGGCGCUGGGAAUCAUGGAUGUGCUGGAGGUUCUCUGCGGAAUACACUGCGCUACUUGGUGUCAUGUGGUGGACUUAUGCGACAGCAGGACUACCCGUAUACCGCCAGCGAAGGCAAAUGUCACUUCUUGGCGCCACUAUCUGUGGUAAAUGUCAGCAAUUGGGCCAUUUUGCCCAGUGGCAGUGAAAUGGCACUGGCUGUUGCUGUUGCAACUGUCGGACCAAUUGCUGUCAGUAUCAAUGCAUCACCGAAGAGUUUUCAGCUGUACGGUGAUGGUAUCUACGAUGAUCGUCAAUGUUCGGCCAAUUCCGUCAAUCAUGCGAUGCUCAUUGUCGGCUACACGCCCAAUUACUGGAUCCUCAAGAAUUGGUGGGGAGAACGAUGGGGAGAACAUGGCUACAUGCGAUUGCAGCGCCAUCGAAAUCUCUGCGGAGUAGCUAAUUAUGCAGCAUACGCCAUUGUUUAAAAACUUUUCACUCGCUCACUCAUAAUUACAAAACAAAAAUUCCAGUACCCAGCGAGCACCAAAUGCUAAGCUUUUUCAAAUCAGCUUUAAAAAUAUAUAUUUUCAGCUGAGUUUUGCUGACCUUGAAGUUACACUAGCGAUCGCAGCGGUGAUUAGUCAAAGUUAUUCUUUUUCCCCAAAUCGAGUGAGAGACUUUAAUGCACUUGGUUUUUGUCUUUGCUGAGUUUGCCGGAAUUGAGUAGAAGCUAAGGUUAACCCUUUUCAUUAUUACAAUUUUAUGAUUCUUACAAUAACCACAUUUGACAUUAAAAAAUAAAGCAAAAAAUUUAAAAUUCACAAAAAUUUAAAAAAAAUCAUAUUUAUAAUAUCGCUCCUUGGAAAUUACAAGGGGCCAACUCAAUCUGAGCCAUUUUUCAUGAGACAGCAUGAAUGAUUCAACUUUGUAUAAAUAAUUAUCUCAAUUAAGUAUGUUAAUAAAAUUAAUUUAAUUCUUUCCUAUUUGUAUGAGCAUUAUUAUAAACAUCGAAACAUACAUAUUUUUACCUUUCAAAAUAUGACACGGGAUCAACUUGCUUGAGUUAGUCCCUUGUUUCACAAAAAUUUGAACGAUAAAUUUAUUUUGUGCCCCUUGAUUUCAAAUAAAACCGCGCAAGCAAUAAUAAAGAGUAAAAUUUUGAUAAACUUUUCUAA